AUGCCGAGAACAAGCAAAAGGAAUACUCAGGCGAGUCCAAUACGGGAAACCACCAACAACAAGGUCGGUCAAUUAGAAAACACGGUUCUUCGAUUAGAAGAAAUAAUCGAGCAAAUGCAAACAGUAAUAGAACAACAGAAUAAUAAAUACGAAGAAGCAAUUAAUGGUUUGAAAACAACUUUGGAAGCCACAAAUAAAGAAGUUAUGUCUUUAAGACAAUUGAUAAACGAUACAGACACUAAAAUUGCUAUCGAGACAGCUAGGCGAGAAAGGGAGAUUCAAAACAUAAGAAACGCAAAACCAGAAGAGCCAACAGUAAGACCUAGUACUAUUGAAAUGACAAUGCCAACGUUCAGCGGGGAACAAAAAGAUGAACACCCGAAAAGCUUUCUCAAAGACCUAAACUCAUAUUUCACACAUAAAAAUAUCACACCAACAGAUAAGAUCAUAGUAAUAGAAAAUUGUCUAAAAGGUAAAGCGGCCAAGUGGUUUGGGAUGAUUAAAGAUACUACACCCACGGCAGAAGCAUUUAAAACGCUGUUCCUAAAGCACUUCUUUUCCGACGACAAGCAGUGGGAUAUAUUUAUACGGUGUACCGAGGCAGGAAAACGCCCAAUAAAAAAUGGAUUCCAAGAACACUUCCAUCACUGGAUGGCCGAGUUAAGAUAUUUGGACUCACCGAAAAUGGAUGAGGAACAGGCUAUUAGUCUAAUAAUUAAGCACUUCCCUAUAGCCGUACAGGCAUAUAUACAGUCGACACAGGAAAAGAAAUUUUUAAACAUAUGGGAGAAGUUAGGAGAGUUGGAAAACAACAACAAGGAAAGGGUAGAUGGCGAUGAACAAGUUAAUAAUACGCAUAGUGAACAAAUAGUGACAAAACAUGACCAACCAAAAAAAUUUAAUAGUCGGUACGGUCAAACGCAUACCCCGAAACAACCACAUACUUUUGACAACCGAUACGGUCAAACCACGCAACGACCACAAGAGUUCUCUAGUCGGUACGGCCAGAAACCAACUACACAGCAAGUAAACCAAUCAUCUCCCAAUAUACGCAAUAAGUUUAACUAUCCACAACAAAGGCCACAGGAUACUGGGUCAGGGCAUUAUCACGACACACAGAAAACAAUUAGUCAAGUUACGGUAGACAACACGAUUAUAGAGGACGAACAUGACAGUGAGGAUGAGGACGAAUACGACGAGGAGUCAAAAAACGGAAAGACGGGGAUUAUGGCCAGCGACCUGCUAUAA
This is a messenger RNA of Macrosiphum euphorbiae (potato aphid), 1248 nucleotides long. The record is from the annotation of a GenBank genome assembly. NCBI's taxonomy places the organism in Eukaryota, Metazoa, Arthropoda, Insecta, Hemiptera, Aphididae.